Alternaria burnsii is the source of this 1587-nucleotide messenger RNA. Its product is annotated as dynein. Gene Ontology annotation, biological process: microtubule cytoskeleton organization; microtubule-based movement. Gene Ontology annotation, cellular component: cytoplasmic dynein complex; centrosome. The transcript has 4 exons. The record is from RefSeq and is a predicted model, not a curated record. Gene Ontology annotation, molecular function: dynein heavy chain binding. Lineage: Eukaryota; Fungi; Ascomycota; Dothideomycetes; Pleosporales; Pleosporaceae. Bases 1 to 1587 code for a protein of 528 amino acids.
AUGGCGAGCGCGCGUCGGACCUCCAACUUCCCCACACGCGUCCCCGGAAGCCACGACCGCCCGGGGAGCAGAGACACGGACAAGGAGGAGAUAUGGAAACCCAUGCUGGAUAACAUUUCGAGUGGGAAGCGACUGCCAGAAAAGAGUCUGCUCGUGCUGGGCGGAACUCCAGAAACACAGCGAGAGUUCCUCGAGUCGGUGUCGACAGACUCUGCAAACAACCGAAGACCGCCAGACCGAGGCAGGAAGCCGCCAAUUGCCAACCAAUUUGCCCUGGGCUACACGUACCAGGAUGUGCUGGAUACCGAUCACGAGGACACACUUGCUCGUCUUUCGCUCUACCUCCUUGCUAACCCCUCGCCCUCCUUCACCCCCCUUAUCAAGCCCUACCUCAACCCACGAACCCUCCCGCACAUGCUUAUCGUCAUACUCCUAGACUGGAAUCACCCGUGGCUGUGGAUACGGCAACUUCGCGACUGGAUCAGAGUACUGCGAUCACUCAUCGUCUCCCUCGAUGAUAACUCAAAGGUCGUCUUGGAAGAGAACAUCCAAACGCUGCAAGACAAGGGACGCAACUUGCCAGCUGAAGGCAGCAGCAUGGAGAACGUAAAGAUACCACUUGGGCCCGGAGAAUGGGAUGAGCCACUCGGCAUACCGUUAUGCGUAGUAUGUCAGAAUGCUGACAAGAUCGAGACGCUUGAAAAGGAGAGGGGCUGGAAAGAGGAGGAGUUCGACUUCAUACUACAGUACAUGCGCACUAUCCUUCUCAAGCACGGCUCAAGCUUGAUUUACACCAUGCCUACAGCACCGGGGUCGUUGCAAACACUUAUCCACUCCACCCUGGGCAUCAAGUCUCUGCUCAAACAAGAGCAGCUCAGGCACAACGUUACGGACCGUGACCGAGUAUUGGUCCCACCCAACUGGGAUUCAUGGGCCAAGAUUCGUAUUUUACGAGAAGGGUUUGAUGUCGAAGGCAUCAGCGAGAAAUGGAGUGUUGACAUUGAUAUACCCCAGUAUAUGCGCCCAACCAACGGCCAGGUAUCUACGCCCAUCGAAGGAGAAGCGCAGCCCAACGGCGAAGACACACAGGUUGCGGAAGAAGAGGACGACGGCCCCUCAGCGACAUCAAUCUAUGAGGAAACGAUCCGCAACCCAGAGUCAGAUUACGCACUUUCCAGCUUAUCGAAACAAGCCGACGGGCUCGAGGUCUCUAGCAAGGAUCCGCAGGCCUUCCUUGCUGAUCAAGUCAACGUCCUUGAACAUCUACGGCGGGAAGACGAAAACGAAGCUGCCAUCAAAGCUGCGCGCAAGGAACAAGACCCUUCGGCUUCUAGAGCGUGGACCGAAGAUGCAUCAGGAGUUGUCGAAGAGCACAUCGGACCUGUACAGUUCAACAUGGGUGGUAUUCAAGUCAAUGCCGAUGAGAUGGUGAAGAGACUGCAGGACCGGCAAGCCAGCCGAUUAGAUGAGCCCGAGACACCACCCCCAAAGACACAGGAUACCAACAUCAACGACAACGAGAAGCUGAGGUCCUUCUUCUCAAGUCUGGUCAACAAGGCGCCUUCAAACAGUCCGAGGGGAUCAUAG